Schistosoma margrebowiei is the source of this 984-nucleotide messenger RNA. The record is from the annotation of a GenBank genome assembly. Lineage: Eukaryota; Metazoa; Platyhelminthes; Trematoda; Strigeidida; Schistosomatidae.
AUGGAUGAUGAUGAUGAUGAUGAUGAUGAUGAUGAUGAUGAUGAUGAUGAUGAUGAUGAUGAUGAUGAUGAUGAUGAUGAUGAUGAUGAUGAUGAUGAUGAUGAUGAUGAUGAUGAUGAUGAUGAUGAUGAUGAUGAUGAUGAUGAUGAUGAUGAUGAUGAUGAUGAUGAUGAUGAUGAUGAUGAUGAUGAUGAUGAUGAUGAUGAUGAUGAUGAUGAUGAUGAUGAUGAUGAUGAUGAUGAUGAUGAUGAUGAUGAUGAUGAUGAUGAUGAUGAUGAUGAUGAUGAUGAUGAUGAUGAUGAUGAUGAUGAUGAUGAUGAUGAUGAUGAUGAUGAUGAUGAUGAUGAUGAUGAUGAUGAUGAUGAUGAUGAUGAUGAUGAUGAUGAUGAUGAUGAUGAUGAUGAUGAUGAUGAUGAUGAUGAUGAUGAUGAUGAUGAUGAUGAUGAUGAUGAUGAUGAUGAUGAUGAUGAUGAUGAUGAUGAUGAUGAUGAUGAUGAUGAUGAUGAUGAUGAUGAUGAUGAUGAUGAUGAUGAUGAUGAUGAUGAUGAUGAUGAUGAUGAUGAUGAUGAUGAUGAUGAUGAUGAUGAUGAUGAUGAUGAUGAUGAUGAUGAUGAUGAUGAUGAUGAUGAUGAUGAUGAUGAUGAUGAUGAUGAUGAUGAUGAUGAUGAUGAUGAUGAUGAUGAUGAUGAUGAUGAUGAUGAUGAUGAUGAUGAUGAUGAUGAUGAUGAUGAUGAUGAUGAUGAUGAUGAUGAUGAUGAUGAUGAUGAUGAUGAUGAUGAUGAUGAUGAUGCUGAUGAUGAUGAUGAUGAUGAUGAUGAUGAUGAUGAUGAUGAUGAUGAUGAUGAUGAUGAUGAUGAUGAUGAUGAUGAUGAUGAUGAUGAUGAUGAUGAUGAUGAUGAUGAUGAUGAUGAUGAUGAUGAUGAUGAUGAUGAUGAUGAUGAUGAUGAUGAUGAUGUUGAUGAUCAGCCAAUCAGAAGCGUUUGA